Molecule: messenger RNA, 6710 nt
Organism: Mugil cephalus (flathead mullet)
Lineage: Eukaryota; Metazoa; Chordata; Actinopteri; Mugiliformes; Mugilidae
Gene: rasa3
Product: RAS p21 protein activator 3
Exons: 25
Coding region: 253-2814 (853 amino acids)
Biological process (GO): intracellular signal transduction; negative regulation of Ras protein signal transduction; regulation of GTPase activity
Molecular function (GO): GTPase activator activity
Source: RefSeq, a predicted model, not a curated record
GAGCCACACCUCCGGAGGCGCUGCUGCUGCUGCUGCUGCUGCCGCUGCUGCUGCUGCUGCGGGUCUAAAGCUGAAUCCACUCGCUUGAUCUCAACCAGUCAGCAGCAGUAGUUGUCGGGCCGGAGUAUGAUCGCUGUCCGGAGCGCAUAGAUGUGCAAAACCUCUGGAUUAUCCGCGCGCUGGAGAGGCCAGAACAGACCGGGGGACUGGAGGACUGUCUUCGUUUAGUCGUCAAAAGGGAAAGGAGAAAGCAUGGCGGUAGAAGAGGAAGGUCUGCGGGUUUUCCAGAGCGUUAAAAUAAAAAUAGGAGAAGCAAAAAACAUCCCUCCGUACCCGGGGCCGAACAGGAUGAGGGACUGUUACUGCACCGUCAACCUGGACCAGGAGGAGGUCUUCAGAACCAAGAUCGUGGAGAAGUCACUGUGUCCGUUCUACGGGGAGGACUUCUACUGCGAGAUCCCGCGGAGCUUCAGACACCUCUCCUUCUACAUCUUCGACAGGGACGUCUUCAGGAGGGACUCCAGCAUCGGCAAAGUUGCAGUGAAGAAGGAGGACCUGCAGAAAUAUCACGGGAAAGACACCUGGUUCCAGCUACAACCUGUCAGCGCUGACUCAGAAGUGCAGGGAAAAGUUCACUUGGAGCUGCGUCUCAGUGAAGUCAUCACGGACAGUGGGGUCAUCAGCCAUAAACUGGCCACACGAGUGUUGGAGUGUCAAGGUCUUCCCAUCGUCAACGGCCAGUGCGAUCCCUACGCUGCCGUCUCCUUAUUAGGCCCUUCAAGGUCGGAAGCCAAGAAGACGAAGGCAAAGAGGAAAACCAACAACCCGCAGUUUGAGGAGGUUUUCUAUUUCGAGGUGACGCGGCCGCUGAGCUACACGAAGCGGCAGUUCGAUGUCGAAGAAGAGGACGUGGACAAACUGGCCCUGAGAGUGGAUCUGUGGAACGCCAGCAACUUGAAGUUCGGGGACGAGUUCCUGGGAGGCGUGCGUGUUCCCCUGCGGGUACUGGGUCAGGCUGGAGUCCACGACGCAUGGUACUUUCUGCAGCCCAGGGAAAACGGAGGGAAGUCCGUGAAGGUGGAGGAGCUCGGCUCUCUGCGUCUGAACAUCGUUUACACCGAGGACCACGUUUUCCCCUCCGAACACUACACCCCCCUCAGGGACCUGCUGUUGUCCUCUGCUAACGUAGAGCCCGUGUCGGCGUCCACGGCUCACAUUCUGGGGGAGGUGUGUCGAGAGAAGCAGGAAGCCGCCAUCCCACUCGUUCGUCUCUUUCUUCAUUAUGGCAAAAUAGUGCCUUUCAUCAGCUCCAUCGCUCAUGCUGAAGUCAACCGCACACAAGAUCCAAACACCAUUUUUCGGGGAAACUCGCUGACUUCUAAGUGCAUCGAUGAGACCAUGAAGCUGGCAGGCAUGCACUAUCUGCAAGUGACGCUCAAACCGAUCAUAGAUGAGAUCUGUGCAGAACACAAGCCUUGUGAAAUCGACCCAGUCAAGCUGAAAGAGUCGGAGAACCUGGAGACAAACAGGGAAAACCUUCGUCACUAUGUCGACCGGAUCUUCAACGUCAUCACGACCUCCGGCGUCCGCUGUCCCACCGUCAUGUGCGACAUCUUCUUCUCUCUGCGAGAGUCGGCCGCCACUCGUUUCCAAGUCGACCAAGACGUCCGAUUCACGGCGGUGAGCAGCUUCAUCUUCCUGCGUUUCUUCGCCCCAGCCAUCCUCUCCCCGAACCUGUUCCAUCUACGGCCGCAUCAUCCGGAUCCCGCCACCUCACGAACCCUCACCCUCAUCUCCAAGACGAUCCAGACCCUGGGAAGUCUUGCCAAGUCUAAAUCUGCCAAUUUCAAAGAGUCUUACAUGGCUGCGUUUUACGACUACUUCAAUGAGCAGAAGUAUGCGGACGCUGUGAAGAAUUUCCUGGACCUGAUCUCCACCUCUGGGAAAUGGGAUCAGAAGAGUAUUGAAACGCCGAUCAUGCUCAAAGAGGGGAGUGUAAAACUCACUAUAAAGAGGGUUGAUGGGAAGGGGUCAAAAGGCACGAAGGGCAGAUUCAUGAUAAAAAGAGCACAAGGGAGAAACCGGUUCGGCAUCAAGAACUUCAAGAAGAGAUGGUUUCGCCUCACGAACCACGAGUUCACCUACCACAGAACCAAAGGCGAGGGAGCUCUUUGCAGCAUUCCCAUAGAGAACAUUCUGGCAGUGGAGAGGCUGGAGGAGGAGUCUUUCAAGAUGAAAAAUAUGUUCCAGGUUAUCCAGCCAGAGCGGGCGCUCUACAUCCAGGCCAACAACUGUGUGGAGGCGCGCGACUGGAUCGACAUCCUGACCAAAGUCAGCCAAUGCAACCGCAAACGCCUGAGCACCUACCAUCCUUCCGCCUACCUCAACGGCCACUGGCUCUGCUGCAAGCUCUCGGCGGACGCGGCCCCCGGGUGCACGCCCUGCACUGGUGGUCUACCAGCAAACAUCCAGCUGGACGUAGAUGGAGACAGAGAGACCGAGAGGAUUUAUUCCCUGUUCAGCACAUACAUGACCAAACUGAUCAAGAUGCAAGAGGCCUGCGGCAGCAAGUCCGUGUACGACGGCCCUGAACAGGAGGAGUACUCCAGCUUUGUCAUCGAUGACCCGCAGGAGACGUACAAGACCCUGAAGAUGAUCGUGUCGGCCGUGCAGACGCUGGAGCAGCAGCACACCAAGUACAAACGGGACAAGUUCAAGAAGACGAAGAUAGGCAGCCAGGAGCAUCCGAUCGGAGACAAGACUUUCCAGUGCUACAUCCACCAGCAGUCCGAGAGCUCCACCUACUCCAUCUAGCCGCGGCAUCCCCGCAUACUGUCUCUGUCUCUGUGAGGCCCCCGGACACAGCAUCGUUUUCUUUCACGGAGGAGAAAAAAUCCAUCUGAACGAAUCUCCGUGUCUAGCAUCGAGUUUUAAAUCUUUGUUUUUUUUCCUUAAAAACAAACACAUCAGCAGAGUCCUUAUUUCCGAUGAAGUGAAAUCACUUUUUAAAAAGACAUUUCUGGACGCAAAGAAGCUGAUUUGCUAAAAAAAAAAAAAUAAUAAUAAUAAUAAUAAAAAAUCUUAACUGGUUUGUUCAGUUUUAGGAAAAUGACAGUUUAAGACUCUUUGCCUAGAUUUAAAAAAAAAAAAAAAAGAAAGCUGUGAAGAUGGACAUCGCUCCAAAUUCGGAAAAACAGACCUCAGAGGAUCAGUUGAAGAGGAAAGGAGGGAUAUGAAUGAAGAGUUGAUCAGACCACCACGGAUCUGUUUGGGUCUCCUUUCUUUCUGCGACGUGACGAGAGGACAAACUCUUUUCACUGGACAGUUUUGACAGUGACCAACACGCACUUUAAUCGCCUCCAAAUCUGCGGAUGAACAAGCUUCUUUUAUCGGUUUGAUUUAUAUUUGGUUGUUUUAACGGUUGUUGUUGAAAACGUUCCGUUGUAUUUCACGUCUGACAGACCAAAGUCUAGAAGGAAGGACGGACUUUAAUUUUUUUCCCCGUGUUGCACCGUUUGUUUCUUCUUCUAGUAGUUUUUUUUUUGUUUUUGUUUUUUUUUAAAGCUUCGCCCCCCAUCCUCCUCAGGAAGGCUGUGAAGGUCGAGGGGACACAAUAAGGGAUCGUCGGGGACCAAACACAGCCCAGAGAAGCUUGACGUUAGCCAUCAAAAAUCACUCCGCGCACAAAUUUACGUUUUUUUGAAUCCCUAUCAGUGGUGUGCUACAGUUCAGGCUUCCACGUUUCACUUGUUCUGCUGGGACUGGUAAAUCCCUGUGCGACUAUGCUAUUUGUGCUAUUUGAAGUUAAACGUCAGAUUUAGUGGAUUCCAACUUGAUUUUCAUCUUUUUGGUGCAUUUGCGCCUUCUAUUUACAUUCAGCAUGUCAACUCUGCCGUAACAUCUACCCUCACGAAAUGCAAAAUUGAAAAUUGGUCAGAAAUCGAAAGAUUAAUUAUUUGCAUUACUGAAGUCGUGUAAGGGAUACGCCUCACUUUUGUGAAAUUUAGUCACUCACCCACUCACUUUCAGUGAGAAAAGGCAUUUUUAAAUCAGUUCAGGUAUUUACCUCAUCUAAAUUUUCAGUGAGAAAAGGCAUUUUUAAACCAGUUCAGGUAUUGUCCUUAUCUAAAUGCUAAGCUAAAGUUGUUAGCUUUAGCUUAGCAUAGGCGCUGUAAUGUAGAGUUGCCAAUUAGCAAGGCGUUCGCAAAAGUCUGAGCACCGCUCAAAGACACUCACAGCACCUGAAAACCAACCACACCGGAAGUUGGGGGUUUUAAGGUGCUGCAUCCCAAGAUAUAUUCCCAAGUAGGGGGUUUUCAGAUGCAACGUCCCGAUAUAUUCCCAAGUAGGGGGUUUUCAGGUGCUGCGUCCCAAGAUGUAGUCCCAAGUAGGGGGUUUUCAGAUGCUACGUCCCAAGAUGUAGUCCCAAGUAGGGGGUUUUAAGGUUCUAUGUCCCAAGAUAUAGCCCCAAGUUGAGGGUUUUCAGGUGCUGCGUCCCAAGAUGUAGUCCCAAGUAGGGGGUUUUCAGAUGCAACGUCCCAAGAUAUAGUCCCAAGUUGAGGGUUUUCAGGUGCUGUGUCCCGAUAUAUUCCCAAGUAGGGGGUUUUCAGAUGCAACGUCCCAAGAUAUAGUCCCAAGUUGAGGGUUUUCAGGUGCUGUGUCCCAAGAUGUAGUCCCAAGUAGGGGGUUUUCAGGUGCUGCAUCUCAAGAUAUAGUCCCAAGUAGGGGGUUUUAAGGUUCUAUGUCCCAAGAUAUAGCCCCAAGUUGAGGGUUUUCAGGUGCUGCGUCCCAAGAUAUAGUCCCAAAUCUAUAUCUGCCCUAGGUAAUCCCUUCAUAUUAAUUGCAUCAACAUUACAAAAAGUAAUUAGGAAAAUUCUUGAGUUUAUUUAUCACUUUUGCGAACCACUGGCUACUUAGCGACACAACAUUACAGCACCAAUGCUAAGCUAAUGUUAACAGGCGGGAUGCCGGAUUAUGACUCUGGAGAAAUUAUCCAACUCUGGGGAAUAUGGCGAGUCACUAAAUUUCACAUAGAGGUGGCGUAUCCCUUUAAGGUUAACGCAUUGAAACAUGAGGCAUGUUUAAAAUAGGUGGAUGGAUUUCAUUAAGGGCGCACAGAUGUUGUUACCACACAGCCGGCUUGCUGAGCUUGCAUGUAGAACCCCUAGGCCUGUGUUGCUCUGGAGUUAAUUUAACUGUGGUUGACAUGGCAAUAAAUAUCACCAAGGCUAUGAUCACUGCUCAGCAUACACUCAGAUACACUCUGUGAAAGUAGAAAUGCCAAACUACCUACCCUUCAACCAUGACAGGGAAUGUUUUUAAGCUUCAUGUGCUCGUCUGAAAUGGACACUGAUUGCCCUGUUGGCUGCCCAUCAACGUCUGACUCUUUUUUUUUUUGAAAUUUCGAGAAACGCUGCCCCCUCCAGUUUUAAAGUCUAUUUUGUUCCCUGUGAGGAGCUGGUUGUGGAAGGUACAGGAUUCGUUGUCGUUAACCAGGUUCAGUGUCGCGCCCCCCUUUCCAAAGACGGCCAUCCUCGCUGACGUUCAAAUUUCCCAACCGGUGCAUGCAUGUGAAGUGUAGUUGUAGCCACUGUGACGGUAGCUUCAACGAGCCACAGACAUAUAUCGUAUUUUCCAAAAAAAAAAAAUAAAUAAAUAAGUUCUUGUCUAUGUAGCGUCGCGGGAGAUCCCGUGAUCACAGAAUCCCAAACAGUGCCAGUCAUUACUUUUCUAAAAUUCACUUUUUGAAAACAAAAACAAAAAAUAAUAAUUGUUUAGAUAUGUUUUUUUAAAAAUAUACAUAUAUAUAUAUAUACAUACAUAUUAAAACCUAUACUGUUUUAAAAACAGAUGAGCAAUUAUUCCAGUGACUUUUUUUUUUUUUUUUUUGUCAAAUAUGUUGAACUGCGACGAAGGUUUGCAGCAGUUUGACUCUGUUUUCUAUCUGUGUCUUGUCAUACAGAAAUCUCGCUGUGCAUCUGAGCUGAGUGACUGAUGUGUGUGUGUAUGUGUGUGCGUUUGUGUGUGUUUCUGACAUGACGGGUUGUAUUGCCAAUCGAUUUUACCCAGUGUUACAGGUCAAAAAAGGCAGAGUGUCACUUAUUAAAAAUAAUCACUGCCUGUAAUUAUACUAAAGACACUGUUACUCUACUCUGGCCUCAUUGUGUAUCCCCUCUUUCCUCUUGUAUAGAACCGCUGCUCCUUUUUUGAGAAACCUUUGCCAAUAUAUUGUCCACGAUUAUUUUAUGUACAGAUACAACAUUGAAGAAAGAGAGCAGCGUUGCUUUAACCAAUUACUAACUCUCCUCAGGUUUAUAUUUAUUAUGAUUAUCAUUGUCGGCGAAACCCUCCCAGAAAUAUCAGCUGACUCGAUGCAAGGAUUGGCAAGUUACAAAAGAAAAAAAGAAGCAAACAAAUGAGUUUUGCAAUAACGGUGUUUCAGCAUGCAAUAAUAUUAACGAGCCCUCGGUUAGCCUGUCAAACGGUCACAAGUUAACAAUGCACACCUGCUGACCUUCUGCAGUAAAAUGCCUCUUCGGAUAAACACAUAUUAUAAAGGGAGAACAGUGUAUUUUGUACAAAUAUUUUAAAAGUAUUAAAAUAAGCCUGUUUAACCUGUUCCGUGUACAGUUGAAUGAAUGGAAUUGGAACAUGUGAUGUGUGUGUUUUUUUUCCCCUGAAUAACUAAAUGAAACCAAUAUUAAUGCAAA